This is a messenger RNA of Orbicella faveolata, 1265 nucleotides long. RefSeq names its product DNA-directed RNA polymerase II subunit RPB4-like. Gene Ontology annotation, molecular function: nucleotide binding. The record is from RefSeq and is a predicted model, not a curated record. Gene Ontology annotation, biological process: DNA-templated transcription initiation. Gene Ontology annotation, cellular component: RNA polymerase complex. Lineage: Eukaryota; Metazoa; Cnidaria; Anthozoa; Scleractinia; Merulinidae.
UGAGUGGCCACUAAGUCUUCCAACAUGGCGACCGGAGGAGCACCGUCUGCUCAAUCUUCAGCGACAGAAGAAGACGCGACAGAACUACAAUUUCCGAAAGAGUUUGAAAGUGCUGAAACUUUGUUGAACUCUGAGGUUUACAUGUUGCUGGAACACAGAAAGACUCAGAAUGAAGGAGCAGAGGAAGAACAAGAACUGUCGGAAGUCUUCAUGAAAACAUUAAACUAUACACAGAAGUUUAGUCGAUACAAGAACAGAGAAACCAUUGCACAAGUGAGAAGUUUGCUUGGUAAGAAGAAACUCCAUAAGUUUGAACUGGCGUGUUUGGCUAACUUAUGUCCUGAGACAGCUGAGGAGGCCAAAGCUUUGAUUCCAAGCUUGGAGGGUAGAUUUGAAGAUGACGACCUUCAACAGUUACUUGAUGAUAUUCAGACACAUAGAAGUUUCCAGUACUAAACUCAGCACCAUCCAUAUAUUUGUUGAGAGCAUUUCUUGGCCAAAAUCAAGUCUGUGACAUCAACUUGCAGCUGUUGUUAUGCAAGGGUUCAUCACGCCGGAAGAGUUUUAAUAUCCAAGUCAAGCUGUGACUUUCCUUAUUUGAGAACUAUGCAGUAUUCUCAUUCUCUGCAUGAAAGCCAGAACAUUUUUGUGACAAUUAGUGUGUUAUCCAUCGUUAAUAGUCUUCUUUUGUACAGACAGUGAUGAAUAGAAUUUUUUUAUCAGCAUUGCUUCACAUAUUUUCAUUUAUUCUCCUUGAAUUUCUUCAAGACAUUUAUUUUUAUUUUUAUCACAUAUCCUAAACUUUAAGAACAACACAUUAUGAUCAAGAUGGCAUAAGCUAUGUGUAGAUAAAACUCAUUGCUGAGGAAAAAUGAGAAAGAGAGAUGAAAUAGACAAGACUUCUCCCAUCAUUACUAGAGAGUGUUGUUCCAGCUCUUUGUCAAGAAACUCUCAUCCCAAAGUUAGAAUUAUUUUUGAGAAAAAAAAACCCUGUGAUACCUGAUUCUUUUCCUACGGUAUAACAGUAUGGUGACCAGUGAGUUAGUAACAUAUUUCAGCCAAUCAUUGUUGAGCAUUACAGUGUCGAUUCAAGAGGUCCUGAAAGUAGAGGGGUCUGAUCAAUGUGAAGAUGGGCCUUUCUUGUUCCAGUAAGGAAAAUUUUCUGGUGUAGGUAUUUGUGUGAGAUGGGGAAGAGAGUUUAGGGGAGUUGAGUUGCACCUAGACUAGCUACUGGCUUGUGGACCUAAUAAAGUUUGAAUGUCUUG